Exaiptasia diaphana is the source of this 1335-nucleotide messenger RNA. RefSeq names its product QRFP-like peptide receptor. Gene Ontology annotation, cellular component: membrane. Gene Ontology annotation, molecular function: G protein-coupled receptor activity. NCBI's taxonomy places the organism in Eukaryota, Metazoa, Cnidaria, Anthozoa, Actiniaria, Aiptasiidae. The record is from RefSeq and is a predicted model, not a curated record. The transcript has 2 exons. Gene Ontology annotation, biological process: G protein-coupled receptor signaling pathway. The coding region runs from base 41 to 1162 and encodes 373 amino acids.
UAACUACACCGUGGAAAGAAAGGUUUUGAGUAAUGCAAAAAUGGUGGACCCAAAAUAUGGCUUUCUUGCCCAUGUUGCGUUUGGUGUGAUCGCAUUUCUCUCAGUUAUCGGGAAUGUUCUUAUUUGUGUUGUUAUUCUGAGAAGGAAGAACUUACUCAAAAAACCAUGCAAUAUUCUGAUCUUGAAUUUAGCUGCUACGGAUUUACUUACAGCUCUGUUCCUCGUUGUUACACCAGACUUCGUGCUACCGUUCAGCCUAUUCAAAGUCCCAGAAAACCUUGCAGGGGAGCUGUUUUGCCGACUCAUCGCCUCCACGUACAUAUUAUUCACAUUCGGGAAGGCGUCCAGUCUCACUGUGAUGUGUAUGGCUGUGGAGCGCUGGUACGCAGUCGUUAAACCRAUGAAAUACAAGGUGACUUUUCGCAAGCGACGCCUGGGACUUUAUAUCAUGAUCGUGUGGAUCUUCAGYUGUUUCACUCAAAUAAACGAACUAUUCCAAAAGACAUCCCRGGGUGGYCACUGUAGACGUACCGACCCCCCUUACGGGAAGAAAACGUCACAGCUUCUAACGCUWUUUCACAUUGCAAUGACGUUCUAUAUUCCUAGCAUUGUCACGUGGGCGACGUUCACCGAUGUUUGUUUGAGCAUGCAUAAGAACAGGAAGAUCACYGCACAUUGCUGUAUGACGAAUUACGGCGUUGCCAAGCAACGUAUUGUCCGCAUGUGCGCAAUCACGGCAUUUGUGCUGACGCUGUGCUGGUUUCCCGCCGAAACGUUUUUCAUACUACUGACUUUUGACACGCUAGUUUUGCCCUUUGAAUUUUACCGGUUCACUAUUGUCCUUGCGAUGUUUAACUCGUGUGUAAACCCUGUGAUCUAUUGCUUGAGCAAUAAGGAGUAUAGAAAGGACUUUCUCAGCCUGUUUAGUCAUUGCGAUCGUGUGCAGAUACUUGACGCCGCUGGCAAAGGAGUGCGGAAGUCUCUCAGCAUUCAGACAUUCAGRAAAUCAACGAUCAAUGAUGAUAAUCAACAGUGCACGACCUCUUACGAAACAACACUCGACCUUCCUAGGUCUGUUAAAAGUGACAGCUUUGGGAAUUUAACGAGAAACAGUGMUUCAGCAAUACUUCCAGAGAUGGAGUUGCCAUCGAAGUAUGUGUGAAUAUCUGCUGACUAUUUUGCAUAUAAUGAAAAAAUAUAGCACUAUAUAUAUUUGCAGAACUGAAAUACUAUGUCUUAGUUCAUUUUUUUUUUUGGAUAUUUUUUAUUUUUACAAAAUAUGUAUUACUUUACAAAAUAUUAAUUGCUAUUUACAUGUAGAGAGUGCUUGGCAGU